Pseudonaja textilis is the source of this 4810-nucleotide messenger RNA. RefSeq names its product cramped chromatin regulator 1 (gene CRAMP1). Gene Ontology annotation, molecular function: chromatin binding. Gene Ontology annotation, cellular component: nucleus. NCBI's taxonomy places the organism in Eukaryota, Metazoa, Chordata, Lepidosauria, Squamata, Elapidae. The record is from RefSeq and is a predicted model, not a curated record. Gene Ontology annotation, biological process: pattern specification process.
AGCAAACGAGGAAGCGGAAGAAGAAGAGGCAACCGGGGAGCUCGCGGGGCAGGCAGCGGGUGGCGUUGCCAGGCGCCCGCCGGCCCGCCGAGGGGUUGCGGGUCGGAGAAGCCGCCCAGGGCGGCUGCCGGGAUCGGUUGCCCUGCCGCCGCCGCCGGUGCCGGAGGAUCCCCAUGCAUCAGGAUGACAGUCAAGCUGGGUGACCACAGCAGCAGCGUUGGAGCCUCCGAGGAAGGCCUGAGGAAGCUGGGCAAGCGAGGAGCCGCCGGCGAGGACGAGGGGUGCCCUGAAGGAGGAGGAUGUGGAGGAGACGGGGCCAAGAAAGGCGAGGAGGAGGGGACCCCUCAAGGAGAGACGAACGGGGGUCCCUCCUCGGGAGUCCCAGCCUCACCCCCGGCCUCGUCCUCCUCGGGACCACCACCGGCAGCCCCUGGCCACGACCAGCAUCACUUCCUCCGGUCCAGCGUCCGGCCGCAGAGCAAGAGGCUGAGGAAGGAUCCCCAGGCAUCCUGUGCAGCGGCCAGCAGUGGAACGGGCAGCAGUGGGGGCAGCGCUGCCCCCACGGGAAAAGGAAAAGGUGCAGAUAAUGGCGGGACGUCAUCUGGCAACUCCUCAGGAAUCCCGUCCAGCACCCCGGCCGGCAGUUCGAAAUCAGGUUCCAGGAACCUGAGCACAUCAACCGGAGAAAAAGAGGAAGGCAAGAAAGUGAGGCGUCAGUGGGAGUCCUGGAGCACGGAGGAUAAGAACACCUUCUUUGAAGGCCUCUAUGAGCAUGGCAAAGACUUUGAAGCGAUUCAGAACAAUAUUGCCCUGAAGUACAAGAAGAAGAGCAAGCCCGCGAGCAUGGUGAAGAACAAGGAGCAGGUCCGGCACUUCUAUUAUCGCACUUGGCACAAGAUUUCCAAAUACAUUGACUUUGAUAACGUGUUUUCUCAAGGGCUGAAAAAAUCCUCCCUUGAGCUUUAUGGCUUAAUUUGUUAUGGGGAGCUCAGAAAGAAGAUUGGGGGCUGCAUGGAUGACAAAAAUGCAGCUAAACUCAAUGAGCUGAUCCAAGCUGGAGCUACAACGGUUCGCUACAAAGGCAGGAACCUUCGUAUCAAGGCCCCCAUGUGCCGGGCUCUGAAGAAGCUCUGCGAUCCAGAUGGUAUAAGUGAUGAGGAAGAUCAGAAGCCUGUCCGUCUUCCCCUGAAGGUCCCUGUGGAACUGCAGCCACGGAACAACCACGCAUGGGCCCGUGUGCAGAGUCUGGCCCAGAACCCACGUCUCAGAAUGAUCGUGGAGCUGCAUCGGAAGGUAUCCAGCCUCAUUGAAUUCCUGAAACAGAAAUGGGCUCUCCACGAAGUGCGUAUCAGGAAAACGCUUGCCGAGAGGCAGCUGCAGGAUUGCAGAGACGCUGAAACCAGCAGCAGCUAUUCCGAAGAGAAAACAACGCUUCACCUCUUCCCGGGGGAGAACUGCACGCUGGCGCCCCUGCCCGAGGUUGCCCGCGUGGUGCACUCCAAAGCCUUCUGCACCGUGCAUUGGCAGGAAUCGGGGCGCUGCAAGCAGAGUACGAAGGACGUCCACCUGUUGCCCCCCGCCCAAAUCCUCGGCAUACAGAGCGGUCAGGGGACAGCCAGAGGGCAGGUGAAAUACUCGCGGGGGGUAGAAAAUAAGGGCGGAGCCAAGCCCGAAACUGCCACGGAAGUGAGCAAAGCUCCCCAGUUGAUCCUUGACCCCGCCCCGAACCCGGACGAUGGCUCCCGCGAACCUGGGCUCGCCGAAGGAGGAGCCUCCUCGGAGCCCAGUGUCGCCAGCCAGCUCCCCAAACCGCCCACUGAGCUUCAGGACCCGAGUGGAAGCCUGGAGAAGCCCAUCCCAGUGGCCGAGAGCAGAGAGGCGGUGCCUGCCGUUGCCUUGCCCACCGAGGUAGACGCCGGCCGCGCCAAGUGCAGCUGUGUUGAUCUUCCGCCAGAUUUGGAAGAGCUCUCCCUGCUCGAUCCCUUUCCCCGUUACAUGAAGUCCUGCCACGACCUGAUUGUCCCCGAGAAGUGUCUGUGUGUGGAGAAGCUGGAUCGAAAAGAGGGGGUUGCCUUGCCGGAAAGCUCUCCUCCCGGCGGGGUUUUCCCUGGCGGCACGGAGACCAGCAGCCACAGCCCCACACAGCCGGCGAGCGGUAGGGCAGACAUGCCCAAGGUUGGCCAUCCGUCCGCUUCCGAAACUCAGGCCUUCCGCUGCUCCGGACUUCAAGCGGAACCCUGUGCGAAGGAGCUCCAUGACGUCGUAAUGGAGGAUUCUCAGGAGAAGAUCAACACCUCAUUGCCGCCACUGCCGCCGCCGCCUCCACCCCCACCUCAGGGACAGACGGUCUCAAAGUCCCCCAAGGACGACCCCAGCCGCCUCGCACAGCAAGUGCGGGAGAAGGGAUGGAGUCUGCGGACCUCUGAAAGCCUUACCUUGGCUGAAGUCUACCUCAUGAUGGGCAAGCCGAACAAAUUGCAGCUAGAAUACGACUGGCUGGCAGUCUUGGGGCAGGAAACCCAGGAUGCCGGGGAGCCGGUCACUGAACCGAAAUCUGUUCCUCCCUCGGCCACUUUUCAUAAACAGAAACUCCUCAAUUGCCUCUUGAAACUCAUUUCUUCUGAAGUUAACCCCAAACCGAUCCCUGAAAUGAAUUCCGUUGCAACCUCCCCCAUCAAGCCUAUUCAAGAGGAGCAUGCUUUGACACCUCCCGGGAAGGUGAUUGCCAUUAGCACCAGGAGUCCGGGCUGUGCUCGCAAUCAACCUGCGCUUCAUAAGAAGACCUUUUCCCCCAGUGCCACUCCCAACUCCUCAGGUUUCCAAAAUCCUUCUAAACCCCUCUUGGUGGCUAGUUGUUCUUCAAGUUCCAGCAACCCUGAUGCCGACGGCGGCCUCUUUGCCAUCCCCACAACCCUCCCACCGAACAGCAGGCAUGGGAAGCUUUUCUUGCAAAACAAGGAAGCAGACCUGAGCUUCCGCCAGUGCUUGGAUACUAUCAGUAUGCAAUCGGAUUUUUUCUUGCCAAAGCCAAGAAAACUACGCAGCAGACACCUGCGGAAGCCGCUGGUUGUUCAGAGGACUCUGCUUCCUAGACCUUCCGAAAACCCUUCCCAGCAUGUUUGUUCCUUUUCCAUCUUAUCAAACUCCUCCAUAACAGGAAGGGGAUCUUUUCGGCCAAUCCAGUCUUCGCUGACUAAAGCUGCCGUGUCACGCCCCAUUGUUCCCAAAAUCCUUCCAGCUCAAGCCACCAAUCGCCUGUCUAGCGCAAUUGAUUUGGCGGCUAAAUCAGCCGGUAUUAUCCCCGGCAGUCCGUUGCCACUUCUGGGGACCGAAGGCUUGCCAGGUGUUUCCCCGCUCUCACCAGAGGCAGUAACCACCGUGGUUGGAAGUCAAGACUCCACAGUGGCACAUCAGAACGGAAGUUCCAUAGCAACAGUGGCGGGUUCAAGACAUGAAUGUCAGGUUCCUUUCCUUGGUCUACCAUCCCAGCCUGAGGAGGAAGCCAUUCCUGACGGCUUCCAGGGAACGCCGGUCCUCUCUCUGCCAGAGCUGCCUAAAACAUCUCUCCAGAAUGGUCUUUCUUCCUCUCCGCUUCCCUCUUCUGAGACAUCCAGUACCCGUCUGUCUCCCCCCAAUGUCUCUGCUCUCCUUGACAUCUCUCUUCCUGGACCCCCCGAGGAUGUUUUGUCUCAGGGAGAACCGGCUACUCAAAUCAGUGACUCCAUCAUUGAAAUAGCCAUUAGCUCUGGCCAAUACGGUGAGAACGUUUCCCUGUCCCCAGCCAAGCUGAACGGUAGCGAUAAUUCCAAAAGUCUUCCGUCCCCAUCCUGCAGCCCCCAGCAGAGUUGGAUCGCUUCGCCCAGCCAUGAUCCACAGUGGUAUCCCAACGACUCCACCGACUCCUCGCUCAGCAGCUUAUUUUCCAGUUUCCUUUCUCCGGAGAAGGGCAGGAAAAUGCUGCCCACCUCAGUGGGCAACCCAAGCAGCACCACCUUGUUGGGACCCAGUCUGCUGGAUGGGAAUUCACGGGAUUCUUUCGUCUCUCGGUCCAUGGCUGAUGUCGCUGAGGUGGUAGAUUCCCAGUUGGCCUGCAUGAUGAACGAGAACAGCAUUGAUUACAUAUCUCGGUUCAACGACCUUGCCCAGGAGCUCUCGAUCCCCGAGCCGAGCCGCCGAGAGAUUCUCUUUGACGGAGGGAGUGGCGGCCCCCCUAUUGGCGACCUCUCUCAGUGAACACAUCCCACCAGCGGGCUGGUGGGUGCCGGUGAAUUGGCCAUAACAUGGAGGAAUGACGUCAUAGCUAUGCAGCGGAUUGGGGGGGGGGUUAAUUUUUUUUUUUUUAAAAAAAAUUCAUUGUCCUGGCGGGAGCACGCCUGAGAAGAAGAGAGAGGUUUUCUCUUCAACCUUCUACGGUUCUUGGAAACUGCAAUAGGCUGGGAACAAGACAGUGUGGAGCAGUAUUAUAGGAAGUGACAUGUGUAAAGUUUAAAGCAAAGUUUACAAGGCAGCUCCAGGUUUUAAGGCCUGAGCAAGAAGUCCCACAAAACUACAUCCUUUAGAUGUUGUCGGGGUAUCCACAAAUAAGCUGAAAGUUGCGGGGGGUAAAUGGUGGUGUGUUUUUAUUAAAUUUUCCUUUUUUUAGAACUUCCUCUCCUGGUCUGUCAUCGUGGUCUUGUUGGCAAGUCAGUUGAGAGCUGGUAUUCCUGGCACUUUCCUCGUCACAACAGCAGCUGAAUUCCACAAGGCUUUUAAACAGAAUUCUUUCAUCCUUUCUUUAUAUUCAUUAACAUUCCAACAGGACACAAGGAGG